AAAGCGGCGGGCGCCGGGGAUGCUGCGCCUUGCGGGGCUCCGCGCCUCCGCAGGCCUGGCCGUUGCGGCCAGGGCCCCCGCCGCCCCGCGCCCCCCGGGCCUCCGCCUUCGUCUCCUCUGCGCCGCGACCAUGGAGCGCCCCGCUGCGGGAGAAAUAAAUUCCCAUGAAUGUGAAAGCGUGUUAAGCAAAGACAAAGUCUCAGGGGAAUUAGAAGCCAGCACUGUGGACUCUCUGACGGACAUGCCUUUUGCUACUGUAGAUAUUCAAGAUGAUUGUGGAAGUUAUCUUUUUCCUCUAGUCACUGAUGUACGUCAAGCAAAUUCAAAGAGAAGCAAAGAAAAUGAAGGCAUCAAGAAUGAGCACAUAAAGAAGAGGAAAAAACCCUCGAAAGAUUAUCAACCCAACUAUUUCUUGUCUGUUCCGAUCAUCAACAAAAAGAUUACAGCAGGAAUUAAGGUCUUGCAAAAUACGAUACUACAACAGGAUAAACGACUGGCCAAAGCCAUGGUUGGUGAUGGUUCCUUUCAUAUCACCUUGCUGGUGAUGCAGUUAUUAAAUGAAGAUGAAGUAAACACUGGUACUGAUGCACUUUUGGAACUGAAGCCAUUCAUCGAGGAAAUCCUUCAAGGGAGGCACCUGACUUUGCCCUUCCAAGGCAUUGACACUUUCCGAAGUCAGGUUGGCUUUGUGAAGUUAGCAGAUGGAGAUCAUGUUAAUACCCUUACGGAGAUAGCAGAGACUGCACAAAGAAUAUUUCAAGAAAAAGGCAUCCUGGUAGGAGAAAGCAGAAGUUUUAAGCCUCACUUGACCUUUAUGAAACUGUCAAAAGCACCAGUGCUCAGGAAGCAGGGAGUGAAAAAAAUAGAGCCCGAAUUGUAUGAACAAUUCAUCGACCACAGAUUUGGAGAAGAAAUUCUGUACCGGGUAGAUCUGUGCUCCAUGCUGAAGAAAAAGCAAAGUAAUGGUUAUUACCACUGUGAGGCUUCCAUUGUGGUUGGUGAGAAGGACCGAGGGGAGCCUGAGGAUGCUGAACUGGUCAGGCUCAGUAAGAGGCUGGUGGAGAACGCCGUGCUCAAGGCUGUCCAGCAGUAUUUGGAAGAAACACAGAACAAAAAGCAGCUGGGGGAGGGGAACUCCACCAAAGCUGAAGAGGCCAAUCAGAAUGGCAAAGGCAGUGAUAAUAACAGGAAGUGAGAGUGGAAUCUGUUCCCGCUGCUCUGUGAAAAGCAUCCCUGCCCCUCUGCUAGGUCGCAGACUGACUUACGAUGUGCUAUCUAAGUGUCUUGUUCAAGCUCCAGAGAUCGCCUAACUCGUUUAUGAUUGAUGCGUUGGCGUUGCUGCGACACGACAGAAGAGAAUGGGGCGCUGGGGCCGGCAGGAGAAAUUAAUUCACAGAAGAGCAAUCCCAAGUUCAUGUAUCAUCAAGCGUGCACAAGGGAGAGUGGGCACUUUGGGAAGGCGUGCCAGGCUGAUUGAGAGGACUGGCCACCGCUGGAAUACUGCCGUUUGUUUACAUCCGCUUAGAACAUUUGACUACUUCAUCUGAGGCCAAAACUUGCACACAGCUGUCCAGUAAUGAGUUCAGUUUGUCGCUGUUGAGACGAUCAUGAGUGUACUGAGUUCACAAUGUUUUACGUUUGUCCCCAGGGUGUUGUUACCAUGCCAUGAUCUUUAUUUACAGUAAAUUAAGUUUCACAUAAAUUAUAUAUUUUUGGCAAAAUGCAACCUUUUCUAUGAAACGUGGGUAACAUUUUAAAGGUUUUUUCAGCCUUAUUUUGAUAACUCAGUGUGCCAUAUUUAAUGUAUUUCAUUGAUAUUUGUACUUUAAAUGUGUUAUAUAAUCUUUUCCCCGUAGGCAAGAAGCCAGUUGGGAUCCAAGACUUAAUCAAUGAAGCUUUGCAGCGAGAAAGGAUGGAGUUGAAGUCCAAAGUGAAACAGAUCAAGGAACUUUUGCUAAAGCCUGAGACUCAGGCCAUGAUUAGGAAGGAGCUUUUUGAAGGAAGAGUUCUUAAUGACGGUAAUCACACAAGCGAUGCGGAUUCCAGCAUGACUUUGCUGUAGCUCUCUGCUGCGGUUCUGGCCGUGGAAAGUUUCUGACUCUCAGCGCAGUCCAUAGAUAGCCCUUUGGUAAAUAACCAAAGUGUUCUUACAGUGUCUACACAGCCCACAAACCAACAUUUGGUAAGGAAUUAACAACUUCUUGCCAAAGAAAACAUAUUUUUGCCUUAUCAUCAUCAUUAGCUAAAGUUGAGUUUUUGAAUGUUUGUUUGGGUGUUGUUGACUCAUUUUAUAGAAAUAACUUUUUAAUUAGCUGUUGUGAGAUGUUCCAUGGGUCCUCGCAGAUAAAAAACAAAAAACGUUGACCAUGAAAGAUCCUUUAUAGUCAAAACCAAAAUGAAACCAACAACAGUAUUCUAAGGGUCGCCUGUCUCCUGUUGAUAUGGCCCUUUUCUUACUAGCCUUGUCCUGGCUUAUCCAGUCUCACAUCACGUUUGAUGACAAUUUGAAUGCUUAUUGAGUAUCAGUACUUGAAUGAACAUUUGUAAAUGUAAUCAUUGCAGUCGCUGGUUAAGAAUGUUUUUUUUAAUAAUAUCCACAUGUAUUAUUUUUCACUGAUGAAAAUGUAGUUUGCAUUUUCAUUUCUUAGUUAGCAAAUGUUCAGUGUUUUUAUUUUCUCCUUCUGUGAAGAUGAGCCCUGAGUCUCACGGCGGUCUUCACAGUUUGGAUAGUUUGCACUGGUUCAUUUUCAAAAGAGCAUUCUUAAAAUGUUUCUCCCCAUGUGAUGUUUAUUUGUAACAGCUUUUUCAGUCAUCAUUUAAAAAUUGCUGCUACUAAUAGAGGAGGGGGGAAGGAAAUGAUUAGAGAUCAAAUGUGUAAUCAUCUCACUUAUACAAUACAGUUUGCUCAUGGAUUUUUGGCUAUUUUUUCCACUGGGUAAAUGAUACUACAUUGAUUCAUAAUGUAAUACGUUAUGAGUUCCUGCAUUUUCAUGCCUCUUAAUAAAUGUACUGCUUCCCCUGUU
Microtus ochrogaster (prairie vole) is the source of this 3023-nucleotide messenger RNA. RefSeq names its product A-kinase anchoring protein 7 (gene Akap7). Lineage: Eukaryota; Metazoa; Chordata; Mammalia; Rodentia; Cricetidae. The record is from RefSeq and is a predicted model, not a curated record. Gene Ontology annotation, cellular component: cytosol. Gene Ontology annotation, molecular function: protein kinase A regulatory subunit binding.